Messenger RNA from Quercus robur (English oak), 3302 nucleotides. Its product is annotated as M phase phosphoprotein 10. NCBI's taxonomy places the organism in Eukaryota, Viridiplantae, Streptophyta, Magnoliopsida, Fagales, Fagaceae. Gene Ontology annotation, cellular component: nucleus; sno(s)RNA-containing ribonucleoprotein complex; Mpp10 complex. The transcript has 12 exons. The record is from RefSeq and is a predicted model, not a curated record. Bases 78 to 1727 code for a protein of 549 amino acids. Gene Ontology annotation, biological process: rRNA processing.
AAAACCCUAACCCUCUAAAACCCAACCUCUUCUUCUUCUUCUUCACAUAGACAAAGAAGAAACCUAUCUCAUCAUCAAUGGUGAUGGCGACCUCAACCAAAGAACCCGGACUCGAAGCUCUGAAACGCCUGAAAUCUACGGAGGCGCCAGAAUGGCUAACACCGAACCCGUCUCUCUCUCAAACGGCUCGCGCCGCGUCAGAGCACCUCUUCGCUUCUCUGAAGCCCUUCACUCCGAAAUCCCCAUUCGAAAAGCUCUUGACCCAAGGGUUCGACGCCGAGCAGAUAUGGCAGCAAAUCGAUCUCCAAUCCCAUCCCCUCAUGUCGACUCUGCGCCGCGAGGUGAAGCGGUUCGAGAAGAACCCGGACGAGAUAUCGAAGCUAAAGAAGGUUCAGAAAGUUGAGCACAAGCGUUCUGAGGGUGUAAAGGGUGUUGUAGAAGAGGAAAGUGAUGGUCUUGAUGAGGGAUUAAAUGGGUUUGAUGAGGAAUUGGAUGAGGAUGAAGAAGAGGAAGAGGAGGAGGAGAAGGAGGAGGAAGAGAGAGAGAGUGAGGGUGAAGAGGAGGGAGAGGAAGGUAGAGAAGGUGGGAUUGAAGAUGGGUUUUUGAAGAUAAAGGAAUUGGAGGGGUUUUUGGAGGAUGGUGAAGCUAUGGAAUAUGGAUUAAAGAAGAAAGGUGAUGGGUUGGGUAAGAAAAGUAAGAAGAGUAAGGGAAGUGAAGAAGAAGAAGAAGAAGAUGAUGAUGAUGAAGAGGAUGAUGAGCUUGGAGCUUUUGGGCUUGGUGAUGAUGAAGACGAUGAUCAAAAUGCGGACAAGAUGGCAAGUUAUGAAGACUUUUUUGGUUCUAAUAAGAAAAAGGCUUCAAAACGAAAAUCAGAAGCGAAUGUUCGGUCAGAAGAUUUAGACAUAGGUGACGAACAAGAAGAUUCAGACAUGGGUGAUGGACAAGAAGAUUCAGACAUGGGUGAUGAACAAGAAGAUUCAGACAUGGGUGAUGAGCAAGAAGAUGAUGGGGCUUUUGAAAAUAAGAAGCAAGAGACUCUUUCUACCCAUGAAAAAGAACUUCAGAAGCUUCGAUCUCAAAUAGAGCUGAUGGAAAAGGAAGACCUUGAGCAACAAGAUUGGACCAUGCAGGGAGAGGUAACUGCUGAAAAAAGGCCAGUGAACAGUGCAUUAGAAGUUGAUCUGGAAUUUGAUCACAAUGUGAGGCCUGCCCCUGUGAUCACUGAGGAGGUUACAGUAGCACUUGAAGAAAUCAUAAAGGAACGGAUCCUUAAGGGACAGUAUGAUGAUGUGCAAAAGGCUCCUAGGUUGCCGUCUGUGGCUCCGAGAGAAAUCAAAGAGUUGGAUGAGAAUAAAAGCAAGAAGGGUCUUGCUGAAGUUUAUGAGGAAGAAUAUGUUCAGCAGACAAAUCUGAAUUCUGCCCCUUUGUCAUUCAAGGAUGAACAGAAGAAAGAGGCUAGCAUGUUGUUCAAGAAACUUUGCUUAAAGCUGGAUGCUCUUUCUCAUUUCCACUUUGCUCCAAAACCUGUUAUAGAGGACAUGUCUAUACAAGCGAAUGUCCCAGCUCUAGCAAUGGAAGAGAUUGCACCUGUGGCUGUCUCAGAUGCAGCUAUGCUGGCUCCUGAGGAAGUUUUUACUGGCAAAGGUGACAUUAAGGAAGAAACUGAGCUUACACAGGCAGAAAGGAAGAGGAGGAGAGCUAAUAAGAAGAGGAAAUUCAAAGGAUAAGCUAAUUGAAGGGAUAUCGAUGACAAGGAGUGACAGAAUUGAACAAAGUCAACACUUUACCUCUCAAUGGUCUUUGUACGCCUCAAGCAUCAAGCUGGCCUGGUCCCUAAUCAACUUGGUCAGAGUCACAAACAUUUCCAACUCCACCAUCUUCCACCUCUCCUCCAAUUGCACCCUCUUCUCUUUAUCAAUCAAUUCAAGUCCUCUCUUUAUCAAACUCUCCUCCAACAUCACAUUCUUAUCAAACCUUAACAUCCCAUUCAAACAUCUCCCCGAAACCCCAGCAGCAGAAGCAUCAGCAUCAGCAUCAGCAGAGCCCCAAAUUUUCUUCGACAAUUCGUAUGUCUUUCUAUCAUGGGGUUUCGAAAAGGUUGGGUCUUUACCAAACUCAUGGAACCCAAACUGACUCUGGUAAAAGCCAAGAUCCUCUGCCACCAAGAAGCGUCCAAACAGUGAAGCGGAAACGACGCCGUCGAAGCGGGUCAAGAAGAAAGACCCGGAACUGAAAUCCCAAGGCGGCAGCGGUGGUGGUAGGGAAGAGAAGAAGCUUUUUCCAGAGGCUGUGGAGCGAUGAUAAUGAAAUAGAAUUACUGGAAGGGAUGGUGAAUUACAGAGCUAUAAACGACGCUAAUCCUGCCGAAGAUGUUGCCGCGUAUGUUAAGAAGAGUCUCCACGUGGAAGUUAUGAAGGCCCAACUGGUGGAUAAGAUGAAAAGGUUAAGGAAGAAGUACUGCAAUAUGGCUGGGUGAGGAAAGAAAGGUAAAGACCCAACCUUUUCGAAACCCCAUGAUAGAAAGACAUGUGAAUUGUCGAAGAAAAUUUGGGGCUCUGCUGAUGCUGAUGCCUCUGCCGCUGGGGUUUCGGGGAGAUGUUUGAAUGGGAUGUUAAGGUUUGAUAAGAAUGUGACGUUGGAGUAGAGUUUGAUAAAGAGAGGACUUGAAUUUAUUGAUAAAGAGAAGAGGGUGCAAUUGGAGGAGAGGUGGAAGAUGGUGGAGUUGGAAAUGUUUGUGAUUCUGACCAAGUUGAUUAGGGACCAGGCCAGCUUGAUGCUUGAGGCGUACAAAGACCAUUGAGAGGUAAAGUGCUGACUUUGUUCAAUUAUGUCACUCCUUGUCAUCAAUAUCCCUUCAAUUAGCUUAUUCUACAGAGGAAUCUCAGCCUUUAUACCAAAGAUUUAUUCCUUGAUUUUGGUGGUUUAAAGAGUAUUAAAAUUUGGAAUAUUAGAAUUAGAAAUGCGAUUUGAGCUAGAGCUCAUUGACAAUAAUUUACUUAGAAAUGGGCAUAUAAAUUAUGAAACAUAAAGGCAAAGACUUGAUAAGAUUAACAGAACAGUUUGGCUAGCGAAAAUUGCCAGUAUAAAGGCUAGUGAGAGAGUCCAAGACAGCUUUUUUUAAAAAAAAUUAUACUUGGGGAGGGUGAGUUUGUGAUUCAUGAGGUCAAGAUCUACUUUAUGCAUUUAAAACUUAAAAAGAGGAGUAAAUUAUUGAUUUUGAGAUACAUGGUUGCAGCUGAGGCAGCUAAACGGACUGCAAAGAAGCCACGAGACAGCACAUCCCUAAACCAUGAUCAUGGUAA